Molecule: messenger RNA, 1861 nt
Organism: Dermatophagoides farinae (American house dust mite)
Lineage: Eukaryota; Metazoa; Arthropoda; Arachnida; Sarcoptiformes; Pyroglyphidae
Source: RefSeq, a predicted model, not a curated record
UGUUGUUAUCUAUCGACAAGUGUUUUUUUCUCUUGUAUGGAUGACCAGACCAGAAUGUAAAAAAAACUUUGUAUCUUUACUCCGUGAAUUGUCCAAUGAUGAUGAUGAUGAUGAUGAUGAUGAUGGCUCAUCAACAAUCGAUGGACGACGACGAUCAAACAACGAACAUUGUCCGCAUACACACACACACACACAUAUACAAUGAUAAUAUGAAUCGACCGCCUACCGCCUCUAUUGCUACUCUACCUGUCUCGAAUGAAUGAUCACAAUCUAACAUUGUGUGUAGUGAUCACUUAUAUAUCGGUAUUUGAGAAUGAUGAUGGGCAAAAAAAGGCACCAAAUCAGCAGCGGAACCAAAUAAAAAAAACCAGCCCCAUAUACCUUUAAUAUUCAGUGAUGAUGAAGAUUCAUUAUGAACGUACCAACCAAAUGAUGAACGUGAAACCCUACAUAUGUGUGUGCAGACAGCUUUUCACCAAGCAUUCAUUUAUUCAUGGUCGCGUAUAUAAAAAGGUUCGUCGAGGUCGUUUGUAAGGUCCAUUUCACAUCAUCAACGUGGACACAACGUACACGCGCUUGUUUAUCGUGUUAUCAUUAUCAUUGUGUAUGUUUGUGUGAAUGUGCCAAUCAUGUUGACCAUAACAUCAAUGGAUUCUCGAGGUCACCAUCAUCAACAGCAUCGAUCUGCAACAAGUGUAUCAUCUGAACAACAAUAUGAACAACAAAUAUAUUCACCACCAUUAUCUAUUUAUAGCCAGCAUUCAUCACCACCACCGCCAACAACAUCAGCGAUGAUCAAUAAUAAUGAAUUCUUACAUUAUGAAUUAAGUAAUAGUAAUGGUUGUCCGGAAACACCUACAUCACCCAUGGCAAUGUUUCCAAUGACAAUGACAUUUCCGGAUCAUCAUCAUAUUGUUUCCUGUAGUAGUAGCCAGCCAAAUUAUUAUCAUCAACAAUCUACCACAAUCACUGAUGAUGAUGAUGUUGAUGAUGAUGAAGAUGAUGAUUCUGAAAAUGAUAAAUCAAUAUCUUGCCCAUUUUCCAACGCUGCCAAAUGCUUGAAUACCUCAAUAGCCAAGAUAAAUAAUGAAAAUCGAUCUAAAUUAUCAACAUCGAAACGAUCCACUAGCCGAAGCCAUUCUAAAAGUAAACGAAAUCGAGAACAACAACAACAACAACAACAAUCAUCACGUUCAAUCGUAUCGAAUAUAAUUCUCAAGAAAAGACGUAUAGCUGCAAAUGCACGUGAAAGACGUCGUAUGCAUUCAUUGAACACGGCAUUCGAUCGUCUACGGCAAGUAGUACCAUCAAUAGGUGAUGAUAGAAAAUUAUCAAAAUUUGAAACAUUACAAAUGGCUCAAAGUUAUAUAAUGGCAUUAAGCGAUUUAUUGGAUUGUGCACGUGCCACAACCACCAACACCAUCACCACCACCGCCACAACAACAACAACCAACAUUUCAAAUUCAGGUGGCUAACUGGAAAGAAUUUGUAUCGUUUUUUUCUGGCUUUCUUUUUCAUUUUUAAUGUAGAUAUAUUUGUACAAACAAAAAACAUGUGCUCAUUCAUUGUACAUCGUAUUGUAACCACAUUGUAUUUUUUUUCAUUUAAAAUUGAUGAUUUUUUCGGAUGUUUUGCUAUUAAAUGAAAAAAUAAAAAAAAAAAUUCCUAAUUGAUCUUAAAUAUUUGACCUUGUUUCUGCUGCUGCUUUUGUCUUUUUUUUUCGUUGAAUUGAAGAAAAAACGGUUUAUGAACAAUUAAAAAAAGCCUGAAAAGUCCUAGAUAUGUCAGUUGCAAAAAAAAAAAAAAAAAAAAAAUUUUGACACACGUUCAUCUAUAAAUGAUGAUGAGCAAAUGUAACAGU